GCUCCUCCACGCUCCGGGCCGGCCCCUGCAGGCGCCAUGACUCAGCAGCCCCAGGAGGGCUUCGACAGGAGCGUGGAGGACGCCCAGGCGUGGAUGAAGGCCGUGCAGGAGCGGCUGCAGGUCAAUGACAACACCCAGGGGCCCCGCGCGGCCCUAGAGGCCAGGCUCCGGGAGACAGAGCAAAUAUGCCAGCUGGAGCCCGAGGGGCGUGUGAAGGUGGCCCUGGCGCUGCGGGCGGCUGAAGCCCUGCUGGCAUGCUGCCCCAGGGACCAGAGGCCCGAGAUCCUGGCCCGGCUGAAGGACAUCAAGGCCCAGUGGGAGGAAACGGUCACCUACAUGACUCACUGUCACAGCCGCAUCGAGUGGGUGUGGCUGCACUGGAGCGAGUACCUGCUGGCCCGCGACGAGUUCUACCGCUGGUUCCAGAAGAUGACGGUCACGCUGGAGCCGCGCGUGGAGCUGCAGCUGGGCCUGAAGGAGAAGCAGUGGCAGCUGAGCCACGCCCAGGUGCUGCUGCACAACGUGGACAGCCAGGCCGUGCUCCUGGACCGGCUGCUGGAGGAGGCCGCCUCCCUGUUCAACAGGAUCGGGGACCCCAGCGUGGACGAAGACGCCCAGAAGAGGAUGAAGGCCGAGUACGACGCGGUGAAGGCCAAAGCCCAGGACCGCGUGGCCCUGCUGGAGCGGGUGGCCCGGGAGCACGAGCAGUACCAGGCAAGUGUGGACGAGUUCCAGCUGUGGCUGAAGGCCGUGGUGGAGAAAGUGAACGGCUGCCUCGGGCGGAACUGCAAGCUGCCCACCCCACGCCGCCUCUCCGUGCUGCAGGACAUCGCCAGAGAGUUCCCCAGGGGUGCGGCGUCUCUGGGGCGGCUGGAGGAGCAGUCUGCGGGGGUCAUUCAGAACACGUCCCCUCUGGGCGCGGAGAAGAUCACUGGGGAACUGGAGGAGAUGAGGACAGUUCUGGAGAAGCUGCGCGUCCUCAGGGAGGAGGAGGAGCAGCGGCUGCGGGGCCUGCAGGAGUCCAGGGGCGCCUGUGAGCAGCAGAUCCGGCGGCUGGAGGCCGCACUGGGCGAGUUCAAGGAGGGCCUGCGGAGGCUGGCCCAGGAGGGCCCGGAGCCCACGGCGAAGGCAGGGACCGAGGACGAGCUGGUGGCCCGCUGGAGGCUCUACUCGGUGACGCGGGCGGCGCUGGCCUCCGAGGAGCCCCGGGUGGACUGGCUGCAGGCCCAGCUGAAGGAGGUCAUCGGCUUCCCCCACGACCUGCAGCUGCUCUCCGACAGCAUCGUUGCUGCCAUCCAGGAGUAUCAGAGCCUGAAGAGCAAGAGCACCAGGCUGCGCAACGCCGCGGAGACAGAGCUGUGGCAGCGCUUCCAGCGGCCUCUGCAGAGUCUGCAGGUGUGGAAGACCCUGGCCCAGCGGCUCCUGGAGGUCACCGCCAGCCUGCCCGACCUGCCUUCCCUCCACACCUUCCUGCCCCAGAUCGAGGCGGCCCUGGCGGAAAGCUCCCGCCUGAAGGAGCAGCUGACCAUGCUGAAGCUGAAGACAGAUCUGCUGGUCAGCGUCUUCGGCCAGGAGAGAGCCACAGCUCUCCUGGAGCAGGCGGCAGGUUCCGUGAGGGACAGAGACCUGCUACAUAACAGCCUUCUGCAGAGGAAAAGCAAACUGCAGAGCUUGCUCGCUCAGCACAAGGACUUUGGAGCUGGUUUUGAGCCCCUGCAGACAAAGCUCUUGGACCUCCAAGUCAGGGUCCGUGCUGAGAAUGGGCCGCAGCGGGACCUUCCUGGGAAACAGGCCCAGCUCUCGAGGUUGCAGGGGCUGCAGGAAGAGGGGCUGGACCUGGGGGCGCAGAUGGAGGCUCUGAAGCCUCUCGCCCAAGGGAAUCCCAACCACCAGCACAGAAUGGACCAGCUCUCCUCCGACUACCAGGCCCUGCAGAGGGCUCUGGAGGACCUCGUGGACAGGUGUCAGCAGGGCGUGCGGGAGCACUGCACCUUCGGCCACCAGCUGCUGGAGCUGCGGCAGUGGAUCGCUGCGGUCACGCAGAAGCUGGAGUCACACCGGGGGGACACCGGCCCCUGGGACGUCGAGUCCCAAGAGGUCGAGGUGGAGAGGCUGGUGGCGGACUUCCCGGAGAAGGAGGCCCAGCUGCCCCUCAUUGAAGCGCACGGCCGGCUUGUGAUGGAGAAGUCUUCCCCGGAGGGGGCUGCCAUGGUGCAGCAGGAGCUCAGGGAGCUGACGGAGUCGUGGCGGGCCCUGCGGCUGCUGGAGGAAGGGCUGCUGAGCCUCAUCAGAAACUGGAAGCUGCAGAGGACAGAAGUGGAUUCGGGGAAGAAAAUGGUUUUCACUAACAACAUCCCAAAGUCUGGGUUUCUCAUCAACCCUACAGAUCCUAUUCCCAGGCAUCGUCGUCAGGCAAACCUGCUCCAGGAGGACGAAGCCAGCCAUGAAGACUUCGCCCAGCUCCUGAGGAACUUUGAGCAGUGGUUGCAGGUGGAAAAUUCCAAGCUGGUCAGAAUCAUCGCAAUGAGAACUGCCACAGCCAGGGACCUGAGGACCAGAGAAAUGAAGCUGCAGGAGCUGGAGGCUCGGGUACCAGAAGGUCAGCAUCUCUUUGAGAACCUCCUUCGUCUUGGGCCAGCAAGGGGGACCUCGGAUCAGCUGGAAGAUCUGCGCUACCGGUGGAUGCUGUACAAGUCCAAGCUGAAGGACUCCAGCUCUCUGCUGACACAGAGUUCUCCAGGGGAGCCGACUGGAUUCCAAAAGACUCGGUGGCGAGGCCUCGGCUCCCUCUUGCGGAAGGUGUGCUGUGUGGCGCUCCCGCUGCAGGUGCUGCUGCUGCUGUUCCUGCUGCUGCUGUUCCUGCUGCCCGUCGGGGAGGAGGCCCGCAGCUGCGGCCUGGCCAACAACUUCGCCCGCUCCUUCACGCUCGUGCUGCGCCAUGACGGCCCCCCGCCCACCUAGCCCGCUGGGGCGCACAGGUGACUUUCUUCCUCAACCUUCCUCAGUCCCGGGGCUGCUCCUGAGGACGCCCACCCAGGGAAGCUGGAAACAGAGGCGGGCCGGAGACCGCAGAGCUGUAUCAGUCCAAAUACUGUGUCAGUGUUCCCAGGACAAACCUCUUUUUAUACAGUGUUGUCUCAGUCUGUUUACUAAAUGUGUACCGUGUGUGACGAGGGAA
Messenger RNA from Propithecus coquereli (Coquerel's sifaka), 3178 nucleotides. It is a transcript of the gene SYNE3, whose product is annotated as spectrin repeat containing, nuclear envelope family member 3. Bases 37 to 2961 code for a protein of 974 amino acids. The record is from RefSeq and is a predicted model, not a curated record. Gene Ontology annotation, cellular component: cytoplasm; meiotic nuclear membrane microtubule tethering complex; nuclear outer membrane. Gene Ontology annotation, biological process: nuclear migration. Gene Ontology annotation, molecular function: actin filament binding. NCBI's taxonomy places the organism in Eukaryota, Metazoa, Chordata, Mammalia, Primates, Indriidae. The transcript has 18 exons.